Molecule: messenger RNA, 1389 nt
Organism: Penicillium diatomitis
Lineage: Eukaryota; Fungi; Ascomycota; Eurotiomycetes; Eurotiales; Aspergillaceae
Product: proteasome regulatory particle base subunit RPT5
Exons: 3
Coding region: 1-1389 (462 amino acids)
Biological process (GO): proteasome-mediated ubiquitin-dependent protein catabolic process
Cellular component (GO): proteasome regulatory particle, base subcomplex
Molecular function (GO): ATP binding; ATP hydrolysis activity; proteasome-activating activity
Source: RefSeq, a predicted model, not a curated record
AUGUCCACCCUCGAAGAUCUCGACGAUCUCGAACGCGAGAACAGAGACAAGAAGCAGGAAAAUAGUGACGGAGAUGGCAAGAAGCCUAGUCACGACGGAGAUGCCGAAAUGCAGGAUGCCGAAAAGAAGGAUGAUGAGGAGGAGCUCCUUGAUGAUGAGAUCUUGCACUCAAGCACAGCGGAUAUCGUCAAGAGGCGGCGAAUGCUAGAGAACGAGAUGCGCAUCAUGAAGAGCGAAUUCCAACGGCUUACACACGAGCAAAGUACGAUGCGGGAGAAGGUCAAGGACAACCACGAGAAGAUCGAAAACAACAGACAAUUACCUUAUCUUGUGGGAAAUGUUGUUGAGUUGUUGGAUCUUGAUGUCGAAGCUGAGGCUGCCGAGGAAGGGGCCAACAUCGAUUUGGAUGCCACCCGCGUUGGCAAGUCGGCCGUCAUCAAAACAUCGACCCGACAGACGAUCUUCCUCCCUCUCAUUGGCCUUGUUGAUCACGAGAAAUUGAAGCCCGCUGAUCUGAUUGGUGUCAACAAGGAUUCAUACCUGGUUCUUGAUACACUCCCCGCAGAAUACGACAACCGGGUGAAGGCCAUGGAGGUCGACGAGAAGCCCACAGAGAAGUACACCGAUAUCGGUGGGUUGGACAAGCAGAUUGAAGAGAUUGUGGAGGCUAUUGUGUGGCCAAUGAAGGAGGCUGAACGCUUCAGUAAGAUCGGUAUUAAGGCGCCAAAGGGUGCUCUCAUGUACGGACCACCGGGUACCGGUAAGACACUUCUUGCACGAGCUUGUGCUGCCGAGACAAAUGCGACUUUCCUCAAGCUUGCUGGUCCUCAACUGGUGCAGAUGUUUAUUGGUGAUGGUGCCAAGCUAGUCCGUGACUGCUUUGCUCUCGCUAAAGAGAAGGCGCCAUCAAUCAUUUUCAUUGACGAACUUGAUGCCGUGGGUACCAAGCGUUUCGACUCAGAAAAGUCCGGUGAUCGUGAGGUGCAACGAACCAUGCUGGAAUUGCUGAAUCAGUUGGAUGGUUUUGCUUCCGACGAUCGGAUCAAGGUCCUGGCCGCGACUAACCGUGUGGAUGUGCUGGAUCCAGCACUCCUCCGAUCUGGUCGUCUGGACCGCAAGAUCGAAUUCCCGCUGCCCAACGAGGAGGCUCGUGCCAACAUUCUCCAAAUUCACUCACGUAAAAUGUCUGUUGAGGACUCGGUGAACUGGGCCGAGUUAGCGCGCAGCACUGACGAGUUCGGUGGUGCACAGCUGAAGGCAGUUUGCGUUGAGGCUGGUAUGAUUGCCCUGCGCAAGGGAAUGAGCAAGGUCGGCCACGAAAACUAUGUCGACGCUAUUGCUGAGGUGCAGGCGAAAAAGAAGGAUACCAACAUGGGAAUUUAUGUUUAA